AUGCGCUUAGUGUUAUAUUUGAAUUUGUUAAGUAGUUCCGACGAUCCAAGUUUUAAUGACAAUGACGUUGAAUAUCAGUUAGUAAACCUUAAUGUUAAUAAAACAUUUGGUGUUGAUAAAGUUCAUCCUCGUGUUCUCAAAGAAUGUUCAAAAUCACUUUCUCAUCCCUUAUCACAAAUCUUUAAAAUGUCAUUUUAUAGUGGUGUUAUACCAAACGAAUGGUUAACUGCAAACAUAACUCCACUAUUCAAGAAAGGAGAUAAGUUAGAUCCUUCAAACUAUCGACCGAUAUCAAUAACAUCAAAAGUAUGCAAGGCUAUGGAGAAAAUUAUUCACAAUGUUAUGAUGAACCAUUUAGCUUUAAAUAAGUUAAUAGCAAGCGAACAGCACGGAUUUGUUAAUGGUAAAAAUUGUUGUUCUAAUUUAUUAGAGACUUUAGAUUUUAUAACAAGUAAAAUAGAAGCUGGUAAUAAUAUUGAUAUAACAUUUUUUGGACUUUGCAAAAGCCUUUGA
Molecule: messenger RNA, 513 nt
Organism: Hydra vulgaris (swiftwater hydra)
Lineage: Eukaryota; Metazoa; Cnidaria; Hydrozoa; Anthoathecata; Hydridae
Source: RefSeq, a predicted model, not a curated record